AUUGCGUUUAGUUUAGGUGGUUGGUCAGUAACAGUGAUGUAACGAUGGUGUGAAUUCCAUGUGAUAUGUCUAGUAUGAGUCAGUUGAUUAGUCCCAAUGAUGCUUCACUCGAGCACUGCUUCACGAAUAUUUUUGCACUGACUGAUUUUAGCGGUAUACAGUACCAAAAAUAUAUUCUUCAUACCCCAAAGGAAUAUCAUGAUCCACUGAGUGAUCCUAUUAUAAAGUCGUAUGCACUUUGUCAGAAAAAUGGUGUUCUUUCUGCGUGGGUGCGUUCCAAACCAGAGGCAUCAGACUUCUCAGAUCCAUGUGCUUUCUCCAAGUUUUCGAAAGAGUUGUGGGUUUUUUGGUAUGGUAAUGAUGACUUCCCAAAUACUGAAAGCUGUAUCCUCCCUGAGCUCCGCAAGGAAGAUCAUGGAAAUUGGCGUCAAGGAUUAUCAUACGAAACAAGAACUGUCCUGUUCCGAGCGUUGCAUAACGUUGUUGAAAGAUGUUUGCUCACCAAAGGUUUUGUACGUUUGGGAAAGUGGUUUGUACAGCCCCGAAAAUUCGGUUCCAGCGAUGACUAUGUGCAGUACAGUGUCAGCUUUUCGUUUUUUCUACAUGGAGAGAGUACGGUGUGUGCAAGCUUAGAUAUCCGUCAACAUACUGCUGUACAAAGAAUCAGUGCCGACCACAUCCAGAAGUGUUUUUCAACUCAGACCACCAUACCUGAAUUGACGGGCUUCACCUCUCAGAAAAAAGACGAAUGUAUGAUUAUGGAAUCGGAAGCAUGGUCAACCUUCUACCCACUUAAAUCUAGUCACGAAUGUGACUCUACUAUAAGUGUAACAGGUUUGCCAUUUUUUGCUAUGGCUACACCAACAAAUCAGAAUUUACGUCAGCAGAACAGAUUCAAUAGUGAUAAAAAGCGAACCAUAGACGAAGCCAAUCGACGAUGCACAGAUGUAUCUCCCAAAUUUGUUGAAGUAGUUGUAGAUGGCUUUCGUAUGAAAUAUCCCAUGUGCUUUGUGCUUGUCACCGCUGAAAAUGAUAUACCUAGUCAUCCGGAACGUAGUUCAACAUUAGAAAGUGAAACUGCUGCUCAAACAUCUGAAGUGUCAGCCCAACCUUUGUCUACGAAUAUUUCGGUCUCCUGUAUGUCAAGCAAAUGCAAUUCUAUGUAUAAUAAUCACGUUUUCAACAAGUUAAAAACAUCCUCUUUUUGGCGACCGAGCAAACGAAAACAACGUGCAUUUAUUAGAAAUCAUCGUACACCUUAUUUAGCUUGGUUAAAGACUAUUAUUUCCAGUAGUCCUCUGCAGUCUGACUUCUUAGUAGAUAUUCGUCACAUUUAUUUAGCUGGAAGAACGCUGCAACGUUCAUCUCACGGUAAUCAUCUUUCCCUUUCACUCAAAUCAGAGUGGCAACCGAAGAGGUCUCAUGUUUCUGAUAAAGACGUGGGCGGAAAUACUGAUGAAUUUCCUGCCUCAGUAUCACCGGAAAUAUACUCAUUGCCUGUGCACGAUCCUUGUGCAGUCUUGGAGUGUUGUUGCAACAGGUUCUCACGAUUUCGUCAAACUGCUGUCUGCAGCUCAUUUCACCAACAAGAUCCCUAUCUUCGACGCUCCAUGAAAUCAUCAGUUCAUUUUCAAGCACCUUUCUGUGAUCGUCCGAGGACUCCACUCCCUAUAGUUACAGCCAACUUAUCUGCUACUCAUGACCCAUCCAUGCCAACUCUAAGUCCUCAGCAACCUGCUCCGAGUCAACCAUCUAAUCUCAGCUCUAACACUGUACUCAAUGAAUUAAGCAGUGAUUUUUCUUGUGACCAAAAUGUAUCCCAGUGCACACCAACUUCCAAUCACCUCCCAACAGCGCCUCAACCUCCAUCACUUCUUGCUAAACCUGAAAAUAACGCAAUAUUAUCUUCAGUUGUAAAGAUACCUAAUGGAUUGGUCACUGCUGAUUUACCUGUUUUCUUGGAUUCCCAAUCACAAUACGCCAAAAUGUCUACGCGGCGCAUUCCAGUUGCUUCGGUAUCUGUAACCAAAAGGAAUUUAUUCAAUACUUGGCUAGCUCGAUACGCGGUGCAGGAAUCGCAGCAGGAACCUUCCAAUGAUAUAAGGCGUCCUAAUCUUUGCCUCAAUAUUCCAGAUCAAAUUGAAAGAGAAAAGCAUAUGUACUUAGAUGGUGUUUCCACUCAGUCUACAUUUGAACAGUCAUCCUCAUCCUUUUCAAACUGUAUUGUCGAAGACAUUACGCUCAACAAAGAAAAUGGCGUAAUUACUGAUGAAUGCUUAUAUCGAAACAAGCGCCUUCGUCAUGCUGUAUGUCGUACUGAUUAUAAUGAAUGCUGUUUAAACGACUCUGCGCCAAUCACAGCAACAGACACUUCGAAUGUCAACUUGACUUCUAUCAAUUCAUAUUCCCCAGAUGUGAAGGCUGAUAUCACAGAAUUCAAUGGUCCUAUUGAUGACCAAUAUAUUAAUUCUACAUUAGAAACAAAUGUUCAUUCUGGAUUGGUGCAUUCCAAUGGGACCAUGAUUAAUUCAAGUGGAGCUCUUAAUCGUAAUGUUGGACUGAUUACUCAUAGAGGAGUCAGUCUUGCCAGUAGCACUGGUUCUGGUCCUAUCGGACCAGCAGAGUUGGCACUGAUGCUUCCCACUCCACCUUCUCAUGAUGCUCCUCAACCCAGUCCUGUGGAUGGUGUUUCAGUUGCUGCUAACCGCGUGAAUGCGUCAGCAACUUCAGUAAGCACUCCCGGACCUGGUUCUCCAUCUUUACAAACAGUUCCGGACUUAGUGUCUUCUGUUUCAGUGGACAAUUUAUCUCACCCAAUUUCUCAACCUUAUCAGUCUGUGAAUUCGCCACUACCUCCUCAAAGCCAAGGAUUAUGGCAUCUUGCGAAACAACCAUGCAUACAAAACCUCAGUAGUGUCAGUAAGGAAUCUCAAGAUUGGUCAUUUGUUCAACCAUGUGCCGCUUAUCUUGGUAUGACUAGCAAUUAUCAAAUUCCUCAUGAAGAAAUUUCAUUGUUCGCAAAAUCUCUGCCACAAUUAAAGUGGUCAUAUGAUCAUCGUGUAUCAAAUCAAAAGUCUACGACAUUAGAUUUCCCAGAUCCACAUACUGCUGGCAGUCAGUCUUUUCCAUCAAAGUCUUGGUUAAUGUCUCCGAAUUCACUCCCUCCCAUUUCCUUACAUCGAGGUGUAACAAGUACAGAUAACAAACCUUGUUCACCUCAGCAUCUAAAUGAAUCUGUGAAUACAUAUCCUGUAGUAGGAUUUGUAAAGACGAAAGAUUUUGCAAGUCAAAAUACCAGUUGCAGAGAGGAGUUUGCGGAAUGGUUAGCUAGUUUGCGUGAAACAAAUGGACUUCUAGUAAAUUUAAUUCUCUCAGAUUCUAUGCUGAAUCUAUUUAAAGAUCACAAUUUUGAUUCAUGUAAUAUUUGUGAAUGCACAUCAUCUAUUUUGGGCUCUGAGAUUGGAUUGUACUUGUCCAAUUCAACAUCUUCAUCAUCACCUUGUAAUAGAUCCACGCGAAUUAGCACUUCGGCUUUUGGUGGUCAUGAUCUAGUUGGUGUGUCUGGAUUUCACUUUACGCGAGGAUGUAAGUGUGGAUUUAGUGCUGUAAUGAAUCAAAAGUAUGUCGUUAAUGGAAAUUUAUUCUAUGAGGAUGAAAUUGAAGUUACACGGCUGUCUGUUCGUUCUGCCCUGGGUCAAAACAGUGAAAAUUCAUAUUCUCGUCAACCUAACUACCACACACGUCCAGGUUGGUGGAUAACUGGUUGUCAACCCUCUGUUAGUCAUUUACUUCUACUCCAACAAAUAAUGAGCAGUGUCUUUGAGGAGUUCAGCGUGAGACAAGUAACCGAUCUUCUAAGGUGGAAUAUGUUAUCACAUGAUCAAUGCAUAAAAGAAAAUGAGUUAGAAUAUGAUGAUGCAUGUGCACUGAUUUCAUCUGCUAUACACAAUUCGGCGGAAACAGUAGACUCGUUUAUCAAUUUAGAAUCCAGUGCAAUCGGUGCAUCUCAUGGAUUCUCAGAAAAUAAUGCAUACAUUCAUCCAUCCUUUUUCCUUAAAGCUCGCUCUAAAAUACCACAGAAUCAGAAUGAUCAAAUACGAUUGUUAACCGCUAUGCGUCCAUGGCUUCAGGAGGCUAUUUCGUCUACUAGGAUGCUUGAAUCAAACUACACUGUCGAUGGACCGCUCACUUGGAAGGCCUUCCAUCAACUUGCUGGUCGUGGCUCUGAUGAAACAUGUAAACCUCAACCAAUCCCCCAGCUUCGCAUUUGUAGUUGUGACCAAGAUAACUUGCUAAUUUCACCAUUUGCUGUUCGUGAUUGGGAUCGAUUAUCGUUUUUCCCUUUAUCGCGACCGAAACAGAUUGCCUACGCUGUUAUCCUGCCUUCGGAUUCACAUAUGUUAUCUGACUCAACUCGUAGUGUCCAAAACGGUUUGAUUCCUGAAAGCACCGAAAUGAACUCAGUUUCUUCAUCGUCAUCAACUUCGAUGAUACUUUCUCUUAUCGAAUUUCUAAAAGAAUUAUCACAUACUUAUGAAAAUUGCCAUCUUGGUCAGCAUUUUCCUUACUACAUGCCAGAGACAGGCUCUCCAAAAACAGCUUUUAUCCCUGUCUUUCCUAAUCCAGAGCGUCUCUCAUUAUCAGAGUGUGAUAGCUUUGGGAGUCUUCCACCAGACCUACUGAAAACACUUACUGAACAACUGGGAAAUUAUUCACUAUGCGCAGAAUCAAUUCUGAGAGUCAUUCAUAAUUAUGCCUGCUGCUCUGUUCAUUCCGCUGUAGCUGCAUUAAAAAAACAUGGUGUUGCUGUGGGUUUUUCCUCUCAUAUGCCAAAUAAUUCAGUGUUAUUUCCAGCUUUUGAUUCUACAAAGUCUGAAAUUCCUGGUAUUUCUAUAAAAACUAGUCAGGACGAUGAUAUUAAACCGGGCAUCAUCAACCGACAUACUAUCUCUAAUAGAAAGGAUAGUAACUUUUCAGUCCGUUACAACAAUGGUCAAGGUUCCGUUACAACUUCCCUAGAUACAUCCUCCUGGGGAACUGAAAAUGAUAUUUAUUUGGUAAUCUACAUUCUGAAUCCUUUCUCAUAUUUGUGUGAUAUAAGCACAGAGCUGAAUCGACUUGUUAUGCAGUCACUGGUUGGUUGUGCUAAUCAGAUAUUGAAUUCUUUACCAGAAUCAUGGCGGUCACGUGUUACCACUCAGCUACUAUCUCUUGAUCAUGUUAUGUCUGAUUAUUCACCUCGCUUGCGUCCUUUGGCCUUGGCACUGUACACAUCUGUAAAGCGUUUUAUCGAGCCUAGUCUGAUAAAUGCAAAUCGUACAUUAACUGGUUUAGGUCCAGCUGCUGAAAAAGAAACAAUUUCAACUGAGAAAGAUAGCUUCCAUAGACGAACAAUUUUCGCUCCUCCAUAUACACUUUUCAAUUCUCGCGAUAUACCUGGCCAUUUAGAUAUUUCAUCUGAACCACUCGAUCGGUCCUCCGUUUUAUUUGUAGCAUACUGUCUUUCACAGGAUCAGCAAUGGCUUCUUGCUACUUUUACAGAUGAGCAAGGUGGUCUGUUAGAUCAUACUUUGAUAAAUAUUCGUGUUCCGGCAAGAUAUUUUUCUGAAAAUGAAAGUCAACGCUUUCAGUCGACAGGAUCGGAUAAGUGUAUCUUAAGCCCUCGUCGUAUUGGGCUUGCACGACUUUGGGAUUAUAUUAUUAAUCUUAUUGGUCAAACUUCCAAUCCUUGGCGUCUUGUAGUAGGAAGGAUCGGCAGGUUGGGACAUGGGGAACUGAAAGGUUGGAAUGGACUGCUAGGUCGUAAGAGCCUUCAAGAUGUAAACAAGUUUUUCCGAGAUCGUUGUUCUUCUUGCAGUAUAUCUUCUUGCGUCCCUUCACAUUCAGCCAGUAAUUCCUCUGUAAUUAACGGUUCCAAACCUAUGUUGAAUCUAGUUAACAGUCAUAGUGGAGCAAACAGUUGUACCCAUGAACUUCCGAGUCUAAUCAGUGCUUGUCUUGUGUCUCUUGAGCCUCAAAGCACAUUCCGUGUUUAUCCUGGUUUCAGUUUGUGUUCAGAUGAACCAUGGACGUAUGGAGGAGGCGGAGGAGGUGGUGGUGCGGGCGGUGGUGGAUCAGGAAACACCGGUAGUGCUGGUGGAAGUGGAGGUCUUAAUAACGGUGUUAACAAUUCAUUUUAUGGAGCUAAUGCAUCACCAGUUGUGAUGAGAAUGAUGUCGAUGUUGGAUACCCCAACAGCAUCUACAGAAAAUCCUAGUGCGACUCAUAUAUUGGUGUUUCCCACCAGUACUUCAGCGAGUGGCGUAUCUGAACACGAACCUUCAGGAUUAGCAGAAGUCAUUUAUGGAAUGGGUUCUGAUGACAUGGGUGUAUUUGAUUGGCUUCUUCCCAAUGAUCCCGGUCUUGACGAUCUCGUUCCUCCAAACGGUUCAACAGCAGAAAUGUUGGCUGAUUUUGGUAACCCAUCAGAGUUGAAUUUUGGUCUUUCAGAUUUGGGACCACCAGUCUGCGUCAAUGGUAUUGGGGAUGGUACUGGGAAAUCUAAUACAAGAAUGGGUGAUGCUGCUGAUGGUUUACACGGACAGAACGACUAUGUUAGUAGUCUCCAUGAUAAUCGGGUGCAUGGUCGCUUGUCAGAUGUCAUUGGUUUGCGUGGACUUGAAUCUGGACUACUGGAUAUUGGUCCAAACCAACCCAAUGAUACUGGAGUUUAUUCGGAUGAACAUUCCUUUGGACGUUCCCUGAAUCCGCUCAACACAAUGCCUUUUGGAAUACAUGACCCUACUGAUGAAGUGGCAAGUUUAAUGCAACAACCGUUAGCGAUGGGAUAUUACAUCUCUACAGCUCCUGCUGGUCCAUUGCCUACAUGGUUUUGGAUUGCUUGUCCACAUUCUAAAUUCCAAUACCCAGUAUGUCUAAAGUCUGCCUUACAUUUACAGACCACAUUGGUUGGUGUCGAUGACGCUGCGGCCGCGGCUGCAGCUCCCCCACCAAGUGCAAGUUCAGCUGGUCCAGGAGUGGGACCAUCAUCAAAUCGUCCGGGUCAUCUUCUAGAUUCAAACAGUACAUGUGACGUAUUAAGAUAUGUUUUGGAAACGUACAAUGCUUUAUCAUGGCUAACCAUCGAUCCGACAACAAAUGAUCGUAGAACAUGUCUGCCUAUUCACAUACUUUCCUUAUCACAAAUUUAUCAGGCUUUUGAAGCAUUCACCUGAUUUAAUUACAUGUGUGUAAUUUAUUUGUAGAUAAUGAAGUUAAGUGGCAGCUUGUAAUAUGCUAAUAAAUCUUUCAAGAAAAUCUAAUGAUAUCUUCAUCCUAUUCUCUUCUUUCCUCUUUUCUUGCCAGUUGUAAAUGCGCUGUUAUUCCACCAGGGUAUAUAUUGUUUCCUAAUGAUAAUGAUGGUAGUAGUAUUCUCAGUACCCUGUUAUUGAUUAACUCAACAGUUAUCUAAUGUUAACCUAUGUGAUUUUUUGUACAGACUAGUAUUUUUAUUCCUGGACAAUCCUGUCGCACUUGUAUAGAUAUUUUUUAACAGACAAAUUAAUUAUUAGGAUCUUUUGUUCUAUUCUGUUGUCUCUUCCUUUUACUGGUGAUGAAGAAUGUAAAAAUUGCUUGCUGGCUGUGUGCGUGGAAUCACUUACCUUUUUUGUUUCACUUGUUAGCUUUUCUUUUUCAGUGUAGACAUAUCUGCAUUUCAUACUUUAUCAUUUUGAUGAUUUUUCCUGAAGUGUGUAUGAAUGUGCAGUUGUGUGCAUUCCAUUCAAUGACAGAAGGCAUUGGUUAGUCCAUUGUCUGUUUGUACUCUGGGAAGUCGUUAUUAUCUCCUGUUUUCCGCUGUUUACAAGCCGAAAUAAAUAUUUGUUUAAAAAGCUUUCGUUUGUAUGUAUCUCUACAUAUUACGUUGUAAACCUGUUCAUAGUUCGUUGUUGUCGUUGUAGUUAGUUAACUGAUAUCGUUUAUUGAGAUUUGACAAUUAUAAUUGUGUGAUUUAUUAUACUUUUAUUAGUAUACAUCUAUACAUGUUCAGCUAGAUUUCUGGUUAGUCACCUGUUUGUGUGCCUUCUUUUUAAUCGUGAAAAAUGUGUGAUGUUUUUACUGUUCUUCUCUCGUCUCCAUCCCUGCUUUUUUUUAUUUUACUUCUUUUCUCACUUCCUUUGUUAACUCCUCCCAGAAGCCGACAGCUACAAAAACCACAACUUUAUUGUCUCCAUAUUUCACUCAUUUACUGCAUUGUUGAUCGAUAUUGAUUGUACAUGUAUAUAAAUACGAUAUUCUUUACUUAGUAAUAAUUAAUUUUAGGUAAUUCCGAUUGGAUUGUUAUCUGUGAGUUUUUUUGAGUCUAAUAUUUAUUCAUUUAUGGUAAAAUCUUUCCAACAGCUAUAGCAAGCAUCAUUUACCAUUAUCGAUUGGAAUAGUUAGGCAGCUACCAUCACUUUCAAGUUUAUUUGACGCUGGUGAUGUUGCUGUGACCAGCUUUUUGGAUGAUGUGGGUGACUUAUUGAGAUACUUCCUAACCAGUAGAAUCAUGAGGAUCUUCCCAUAACCUAUCUUCAUGCAGAAGAAGUAUAACAUUGCAGUUCAUUUACCCAGUACAAGCUUAUUUGUGAGGGUUUAUUGUUCUAAACAGCCUGAAAUACAUGAGUCGGUAACCUUUUGCUUUAAAGUUGACUACCCGAACUACUAAGUAUGGUUUAUUGAGAAAGUCUUCAAAAGGUAAUUAAUAUUGAUGGGCUGUGGUUAACAGUAAAGACCACAAUACCUAUUACUCUGCUUUUCCACCUCGUUAAGUGGGGUCAGCAAUAAAUUAUGUCCAAAUACAAUUAAAACAUUUGUAAAACAAGUUGGUACGUUA
Heterobilharzia americana is the source of this 8851-nucleotide messenger RNA. NCBI's taxonomy places the organism in Eukaryota, Metazoa, Platyhelminthes, Trematoda, Strigeidida, Schistosomatidae. The record is from the annotation of a GenBank genome assembly.